ACUGUCAAAUCGCAUUGUUUACACACGGUUUACAACACAUUAAUUACCGUUCAUCUUUUUCCUUUUCAAACAUGCUAAAUAUUUAAAACAAAUUAGAUUUUAUUUAUAUAAAUACACAGUAAUGGAUACAAAACCGUCUACAAAGCGUAGAUCGCAGAGAAUCGUGAAGAAUCGUAAACACCUCAGAGUGAAAAGGACUGAUUCACCUACUUCGAAUUGUUCCACAGAAUCAAGAAGUAAUGUGAAUAAAGCCAAACGUAAGUAUGUGAAAACCCGUGCUGUUCAAGUCAACUCGGAGGACAUCGACCGAAGCGAUACGGGGAAUUGGUUGCCCAUACUAGAGGGUGAAAAUGAACCCAUAAAUCCGCUGGUGGGUGAAACCAUCACUCCGCAAUGUCGUUUCUGCUUGCGCCGUGUUUCACGGAGCAAUUUGCAGAUAAUCCGCACGAAGCACAAAUCCAAGGCGCUUGCAGCACUCAAGAUCAAAAUAUUUCCUGGUGACGCAUACCCGCACGCUUGCUGCAUUUGUCUGGAUCUGCUAGAAAUAAUGCUGGACUUUAAAGACGCCGUUUUGAAAGCAAAACAUUUACUACUUAGCGAACGAACUCACCUGGAAAGUGACGACGGCUGGGAUGAUUUCGAUAGUGUGCAGGCAUUUGCCAAAUGUAAACAGGUAGUUGAGCAACAUAAAAAACAAAUUGAUUAUACCUAUCAGGAGGUUAUCAAGCGACGAAAAACUACAGAAAUUGUUAAAGACGUUUCAACCGACGAUAUUUAUGACGUGAGACCUUUUUUCACUGAAUCUGAAAACUCCAUCGAAUAUUCAAAGCCAGCAACAAAGGACAUUGCACAAAUUGAACAGCUCAUCCCAGACGUGAAGCAAAUGCAAGAGUCUUUAGAUGAUUUUCCAAUUGAUGAUAAAGACGAAAUUGAUGCUCCAAAUAUUUGUCCAUCGGCAGAUGAUGAAGACUUUGAAAUUACUUUGAAAAAAUCUAGUAAAAUGAAAAAAGAGGAGGCAUCAAGAACUAAGAGAAGCAAGCGAAAAUUGAAGAAAAAUGCAUCACCUGUCAAAGAAGAGGUACCACGUUCGGAGUUAUGCGAUCUAUGCGGACAGCGCGUGUGUUUCCAGGCAGUAGAAUCGCAUAAAAAUCGUCAUCUAGGAGUCAAACCGUACACCUGCCCAUCUGAAGGCUGUGGAUUGAGUUUCUACAGCAGAUUCAACCAGAUGAAGCAUGUGAAGCGUAUCCAUGGAGAGAACGGGGUUCCAACGCAUAAGUGCGACAUCUGCGGAGCACACAUCCGUGGUGCGUUGAACGUACUGAACUGGCAUAAGCGUAAGCACGACGAAAAAAAGCAACAUAUUUGCCAAUUCUGCGGGAAAGCUUUCACGAUACGCCAAUAUCUGCGGCAGCAUGUUACCGUGGUGCACACGGAGGUAUUUCCACACGAAUGUCGCUACUGCGGUAAAAAGUUCAAGCUAAAAUGGAGUAUGUGGGCGCAUGAGAAGAAUGUCCAUGAGAAGAAACAGCAGGUCAUUGCACUGCAGCAGCCGCAUGUGGCAGAUUGCGAGACAACAGUUAAAACUGAACAUGUUACUUUACUGCAAGGGUAAUUGUCGUUAGUGAUAAGCUAUGUGUUAUCAUUAUUACAAUGUGAAUCUUUCUAUUAGUCUUUGUUGCACAAAAAGUUCUAAUUCCAACAUAGUAAUGAAUUAAGGUGUUCUCUCUGAUAUGUUCCUUCUUAAAUCGGAUUACGUCUUACUUUAUUUCUUAUUAUUUACUUUUGCAAUAAAACUAGAAAAUUUCAGUUUGAUCAAUUCCUUGCUUAAGCUUUAUUCAAUAACUAUGGAAAGUAUACUCUGCAGUGCUGAAAAAUCGGUAUCAAGACACAACUCAAUCUUAGGGAUUUUAAGGUAGGUAUAUAUUUUUAGCAGCAUCGAUACUAAUAGUGACGUAAGGGGUAAUAAUAAUAACGUUAGAACUAUUUGUUCUAUUCCAAAUGCUUAGCGGUUGUGUUUCAAACAUAAUCAUACCCAGUGUCACCCGGAACAGGACAGUUGGUGUCGGGUUGCUCCUGGAUCAUAGCGGCCUGGUACUUUUUUUCGUGAACAUUUUUUUCGUGCGUUAUCAUACUCCAUUUGAGUUUGAACCUACAAAACAAAACAAAAACACAUCAACAAAUAAACAUCACCAGAGUUUUCUUAUGCAUAUUGUGCAUAACAUACUUUUUCCCGCAAUAGCUGCACUCGUACGGAAACACCUCGGAAUGAACGACCGUCAAAUGCUGCUUCAGAUACUGCAUCAUCGUAAAUCCUUUACCACAAAAUUGACACUCGUGUUUCUUCGUCUGCUGGUGCUUGCGCUUGUGGUAGUUUAGCACACCCAACGCUCCCCGGAUAUACCGUCCGCAAAUAUCGCACUUGUGCGAUGGUACACCGUUCUCACGAUGGAUGCGUCUGACGUGCAAGGUUUGAUUGAAUCGGCUGUAGAACGUUAAAUCACAGCCCUCGGCCGGACAUGUGUACGGUUUAAUUCCUAAAAUAAAAAUCUGUUAAAAUCAUCUGU
Molecule: messenger RNA, 2564 nt
Organism: Wyeomyia smithii (pitcher-plant mosquito)
Lineage: Eukaryota; Metazoa; Arthropoda; Insecta; Diptera; Culicidae
Product: zinc finger and BTB domain-containing protein 49-like
Exons: 4
Coding region: 122-1612 (496 amino acids)
Biological process (GO): regulation of transcription by RNA polymerase II
Cellular component (GO): chromosome
Molecular function (GO): chromatin insulator sequence binding
Source: RefSeq, a predicted model, not a curated record